Molecule: messenger RNA, 1656 nt
Organism: Aspergillus puulaauensis
Lineage: Eukaryota; Fungi; Ascomycota; Eurotiomycetes; Eurotiales; Aspergillaceae
Product: flavin-containing monooxygenase
Exons: 5
Coding region: 1-1656 (551 amino acids)
Source: RefSeq, a predicted model, not a curated record
AUGGAAUUGCCUGAGGUCAUUAUCAUCGGCGCCGGACCCUCUGGCAUUGCUCUAGCACAUACCCUGAAGCAUAAGUUGGGGUUCAACGAUUUUACGAUCUACGACAAAAUCGAUGGCCCUGGAGGUACAUGGAGGCAGAAUACAUAUCCUGGAGUCGGAUGCGAUGUCCCAACUAUCCUAUACUCGUUUUCUUUCAACCAGAAUCCAAACUGGUCCAAGGAGCUAUGCGAAGGCCCUGAAAUCCUAGAGUACAUGGAAGCUACCGUGGACAAGUUUGACCUUCGCAAACACAUGCACUUUGGCAUUGAAUGUAUAUCCGCCUCGUGGAACAAGGAAGGCUACUGGGACGUUCAUCUCCGCGAUACUCAGACUGGUGUCGAAUAUACACGAUCUGCGACUGUCUUUAUAUCUGCCGUCGGGGGGAUUUCGAAGCCGCGCGACACAAAAUUCCAGGGCAUGGAGAAGUUCACGGGCGAGAUAUUCCACACAGCCCGGUGGAAUCACAAAUACGACUAUCGAGGGAAGCGCCUGGCCGUCAUUGGGAACGGUUGCAGCGCCGCACAGGUCGUGCCUGCUGUUGCCCAGGACGCAGCCUUCGUGAAGCAGUAUGCCCGCAGUGCCCAGUGGUACCAUGAGCGGCCGAACCGGAACUUUACAGCAUUUGAAAAGUGGUGUUUUCGAAAUGUCCCUCUCUGGGAGAGGUAUCUAAGAUUGCGACUUUUCUUGAUGAGCGACAGUCUGGUUGCGACAUAUAUGCCAGGCCCAGCGGCUGAGAAGCUGCGCGCCAAAGCAGAACAGAAAGCGCGAGAGUACAUCUAUUCGAUGGCGCCUCGCCAGUAUCACGAGUUCCUGGUCCCUGAUUUCCCCCUUGGGUGCAAGCGACGCAUUUUCGAUCCCAACUACCUCGAAAACCUCCAUCGCAGCAAUGUAGAAGUCGCCCCAGUCGGGAUCGGUUCCAUCGAUGAAACAGGCAUCACCAGUACUGACGGUAACCGGACUGAGUUCGAUGCCAUCGUCCUAGCAACGGGAUAUGACGUUCAGCAAUUCCUUGUACCCAUGGAGAUAUACGGCAGGCAGGGCAAGAGUCUGUCGGAGCAGUGGAAGGAGAGCCGCGGAGCGCAGGCCUACAUGGGAACCUACGUGCAUAACUUCCCCAACUUUGCUAUGCUUUUUGGCCCCAAUACGUUCCCUGCCCACAAUUCCGUCCUCUUCGCGUCAGAGGUCCAGGUAGAGUACCUGGCAAGAACCCUACUCGUACCGAUUAUCGACAGGCGCAUAUCAUCACUUGAUGUCAAAGCGACAGCAGAGAACCAGUGGGUAAAUCGUGUGCACUCAGAGCUACGAGGGACCGUCUUCGAGUCCGGAUGCUCGAACUGGUACAUCAACAAGCACGGCAGAAACUCCGCCUCAUGGCCAGGCUACGCCUCUACAUACUGGAAAGAAUCGCUCAUGCCGCAGGUCGGAGUCUUCAUUGAGUCUCCAAAGUCCAAACUAUGGGCUCUAAACACCGUUAAGAGGGUGAUUCGCACUACGAACAAAGAGACCUACGCAGCGCUGGCCAUCUUGCUUGCGGGGUUCAUUUUGAAAAGAGAGUGGGUGUCAAUGGGCCCUCUACGGGAAUUGUAUGCUGGAUUCCUUCGGCUUGUGGCACACUAG